GUUCGGUUUGUUUGAUUGGUUCAAAAUCAAUAAAUUAGAUUAUAAUAAUUUUUGAAUGUCGGCCGUCUUCCAUUGUUUUCCGUACUUUCAUGCGUCAUUUGCGAGGCUCUGGAGGCUAUCCUCGUGAUCAUAGAGUGUCAUCUCGUUCAUGCUGCUUCUCGCAACCCAGGGGUUUAAUACCAAGAAAUUUAGGGAUUUGGUAUCCUCGACCAUCACUUUCUCGACCACCUGGAAUAAUUCAAGAUGUUCGACUAAGUAACUUUCCCGGUAUUCCUCGUCUACCACUCCUAACACAGUUGACUUUGCGUCCUCAACAUUCAAGUCGGAUUCGAUCGAAAAGAGAGCAACCGUUUGGUCGAAGUCGCUUUCUUCACAGGCGGAAACAGAGUGUUCCAGCCUCAAAGAGUGUUCUGAACCCAAGUGACCCUUUGAACUUGCAUGAUCUUAUGAAGGAAACGGAGCGUCGUCGAGUGGAAGGGCUGUCUCCUUUACGUGGUGACUCACGAAUGAAUACACCUGCAGUAAGUGUAGCGGGUGAUUUUGAUUGCGGUAGUCCUCAAAACCCCACAUUGCAGCUGUCAGAUACAUCUAAAGCUCCAGCAUCUCCUCUGCUUAACACUCGGAAAUCAGAAUUUUCCUCUAAAGGACAUAUUCAUCGUCUGCUUCGUAGGCGUCCUGUUCGGAGCUCGAAAUUCUAUACUGUUAGCCGUCGAACCAGAGGAUUCGUCCCUACAACAGGGAACUACAUUGAUUAUUACCGUCGUCGUGAUCCAAAUGAUAGACUUCCCUAUUUAAUGCCUGAAUGGUUUGUGGGUAAGGAUGUAGCAGACUAUGGAUGUCACAAUGGGACCCUAACGUUUGGUGUACUUGAAAGGUUUCCAGAUGUUGCAAAAAUUGAUGCUUUUGACUGUGAUGCAGAAUUAAUAGCUAAUGCUCAGAGUAUGCAAAGGGAGAGAUUACGGUGGGAUACAGGGUCGAAUGUGAGAUAUGAAAAAAUUAACUUCCAAGUUGCAAACUGGAUUGAUGAAUCCACUGCAAACGAUGAACCUGAAUAUGAUACAAUAAUGGCUUUCAGUGUUACAAAAUGGAUUCAUUUAAACCAUGGUGAUCCUGGUUUAAUGAGGUUCUUCAGACGCGCCUUCAACCGCCUUAAACCUGGUGGACACUUAAUUCUAGAACCACAACCUAAAUCUUCCUACAAAAGAACACGGUUGACGGCUAAACACAGGUCCAUUUAUGAAUCUCUAAAAAUCAAUCCAUCAAAUCUGGAACCCUUAUUGGUUGACUUGGGUUUCUCUUACUUUGAUACCAUCAAGGCUCCUAGACCUAAUGAACCAUUUCGGCGGAAAAUUAUUUUAUGUUCAAAGUCUUAUGGUGCAACUCCUGCUUCAAUCCGAAAUGAUCUUCGGUCUGAAGUGAAGAAUUGGCAAGAUUUUAACUCACCUCAUAGUCCACAUGGACGAGAACCUCCACCGGUGUGUUAUCAUCCUCAAACACCUAUUUACAAUAUUGAUACUCCUCCUGUUACAAACACUUCUCCGGGCAAUAGAACUGCAGGUGUUUCCAGUACAGUUUUAAGUCCAUCUGUUACUUCGAAUGUUUCUCCACCUGUUGAAAUCGUCAGCUCAUUACCAACUCCUAACUGUGAACCUGACUCAACUUCAGCAUGAUAACCAGCAGCUUUGUACAUAAUCAACAGAAACAGUUGACAUGCAUAUAAAAAUCCUUGUACAGUUUAUCUUGUAUAAUAUAUUUAAAAGCAUUACUUAUAUAUAUGUGCUUACCAGAUUAUUUACUAAAACAAGUUUGAUUCAUUUUUCGAUUUUUUUUCUCAUGGUAAUCUGGGUUUACUUAUGCGGGUCUCAGUAAGCUAUACACUUUCUGUGUUGUUAUUUUAUGCACUUGAGGAACAUACUUUGUUCGGUUUACAGUCUGUUGAGAAUUGAGUUGUAUUGUAUUAUAUUUUGUAGUGAACGGUUGUCUACAGAACUCUACUGGGUUUGUUACUCAUGUUUUCGCUACAUUUACACAAUUGUAUUUUAUAAGGUAGCCAGUAGAUAUGUGUAAUUAUACGCUUUAAAUCACUUGAAUGAAUGAAUGAAUGAAUCAGGUGUUAGUUCGAUUCGAUUGUAUUUGAGUUCUAUUGAAUACUGUUAACGUUUUGUUAUAAGUUUGUGAUAAUUUAGUUAUCCAAAAGUAACUGUUGAUA
Messenger RNA from Trichobilharzia szidati, 2209 nucleotides. The record is from the annotation of a GenBank genome assembly. Lineage: Eukaryota; Metazoa; Platyhelminthes; Trematoda; Strigeidida; Schistosomatidae.